AGUGUUCGAGCCUCCAUUCGAGACUACCACCCUGAUUUUUGUAUUACCACUUGUUCAUGGCCCUCAUUCCUUUACAGGAACGGACACUAUGACCCCCAGAAUCCUGCCAAUGGUUUGUUUAAAGGUGAACUACUUAUAAAGGCAUUCAAACAUAUUUUCACCUCUCCGAGUUCCACAGAUGAGGAACCUGUUGACUCAGUGACUCAUUCUGCACAGAGCAAGAAUAGUGGUGAGCAUUGCACUCAGCGCGACGUUUCAACACUACUCAAUAUGAGAUCUAUCCAGCCUCGAGCUGUAGCCUAUGUGUCCAUUCAGCUAAGAUUUGUGCUGUCAAGUGCAGGAUCUUGGUGCAUUGUUGAUGACGAAUUCAACAACCAAGAAUUCUAUGACAACAUCAUUGACUACCUUGAGCUUCCUCCAACGCCUGAAGCAGCGAAAGAAGUUGAUGACCUCUUGCUUUGGUGGAAU
Molecule: messenger RNA, 468 nt
Organism: Suillus paluster
Lineage: Eukaryota; Fungi; Basidiomycota; Agaricomycetes; Boletales; Suillaceae
Exons: 3
Source: RefSeq, a predicted model, not a curated record